GCCCUGCUCCGCCCUGGCCGUGGUUCGUCCGGUUCCUUGCUCCUGAGAGCCAGGAGCCAGCGCUCACGAAGCUGACGUGCGCUCUGCAGCCGGUCUGCACUCGGCCUUGCGGGUGACGCUGCCUGGGUCCUUGCGUGGCCUCCCUUCUGCCCUCAUCAGGAACUGACCGCUGUGCCCGUCCCCAGGCCUGCCGUUCUGCUGUGCUCUGCAGAACGCGCGGAGACGGCAUUCUAAAGCAGACUGCAUUGCCUGGCGAGUGUGCUUCGUUCUAGACUGUAGUGUCGGACACGUGGCUAUCGGGCAGGGGGACCACUGUCACUGAGGACACACACAUUGGAGUAAAAGGAGUCCUCAGUGGCCUGCGGGUUUCCCCCGCCUUAACAGAGACUGGGUCUAGGGCAUUGUAAGUGCUAGACAAGUGCGCUAUCCCUAAUGUAUAGCCCCUGUCUCUCUUGUUUAUCGGAUUGGCGAGGUUGCCCUUAAGCUUGAGAUCCUCCUGCCUCAGCCUCCUAGGUAGCUGGGCUUACAGAAUUGUAACACUGCCCCUGGCCGUGUGGUCUUUUGAUGGCCGUUUCUUCCUACUUAGGUAGGAGGGACUGACACGAGUGCAGGCAUCAGGCUCUCAUGGCCUUACCUGCUGUGCUGUCUUGGAGUCCUGUUCCUUGUUUCUGAAAUGUGCUAGCCUCAGGGACAAGCCCUGACAAGAUUCAGGCUGGGAAAAGAGCUACUGCACUGUUUGGAAUUUUCCGCGAGCAUCUGUGGGUCCAGCAGGGCUGCAGAUGACCCCAGUGAGGUCCACGUGCUAACGUGGACAGAUGCCACUACGUGAUGUGUCUCUUUAAUGAGAGAGGUGAUGAUGGCUCCCCUCUGUCAUCCAAGUCCACAGAAAUAUGUUCAGAACUGGCUGGUAAGGAUACAGAAGUAGACUUACUGGGAACGCAGUACAGUCCCAUCACCUGAGGGGUAAGUGCUUGCUGAGGAACGUCACGUCUCCAUGCGAGGGGCCUGGGUUCAAAUGCUGCCUCUUUCCUAGGCCACGUGAGUGUGCAUGAACUUGUCGUGUGGCCUUUCAGCGGAGAUGACGAUAGUGCUGAUCUCAGGCGAUGUGGCCGUCUCCUGUAUUUCUUUUAUAAGCAUUUUUUCUUCUUUUGAUAAGUGGAAAGGUGGAGAAACACUGAGCUGGAUUAGAGGCUCAGACAAGCCACACAGCAAGCAGGUGUCUGUCACCUUUGAAGAUGUGGCUGUGAGAUUCACUGCGGAGGAGUGGGGGCUGCUGGACCUUUCCAAGAGGACCUUGUACUGGGAGGUGAUGCUGGAGACCUGCGGGCUUCUGCUUGCUGUGGGCUGUCCUUUGUCCAAGUCAGAGCUGAUCUACCAGUUGGAGCACAGCCAGGACCCAUGGACAGCACCAGAAGCCCUCUCCCAAAGCUCCCAUCCAGGUAGCAGCACAAAACCCAGCAACAUCAAGCCCAGACCUGCUCACCAGGCCUGGCCUGAGGAAGCCUGGCUCCAGGACCAGGAGAUAGAAGGAGCCUCUGGAGACUCCCUGUUGUCACUGCACCAGAGUCAGGAUGGGCCCUGUGAAGUACAAGAAGGACUUCUGAGACCUGGGCUGGCAUCCCUAAGGGAGAAGCUUCCUGGGACUAGGAGCCCUCGAGGUGAUGGCAUGGGGUCGGCUGACAGUGUGUGUUCAGAGACGGUGCAUGGGAACGUCUCUCCACACCCAGCUCCCUCUGUCAGUGACUCCCAUGGGUCAGCUGCAGAUCACUUGGUUCAUGAAGGAAAAAAUCCCUUCAAAUGCAAGGAAUGUGGGAAACUGUUUAAGAAGGAACGCUUUCUCCUUCGCCAUCAGUGGGUUCACAUAAUAGUGAGGCACUACGAAUGUACAGAGUGUGGGAAGUCCUUCCGCAAGAGCACUCAACUCCUCCAGCACCAGAUGGUCCAUACUGGAGAAAAGCCUUAUAAAUGUCUGGAGUGUGGAAAAGCUUUCAGCCGUGGGACUCACCUUAGUCGGCAUCAGCGAACACACAGUGGAGAGAAGCCGUAUAAAUGCACUGAGUGUGGACAGACCUUCGCCUACCGCUCCACAAUGAUUUUGCAUAACAGGAUUCACACGGGAGAGAAACCUUUUGUGUGUAAUGAGUGUGGCAAAGCCUUUCGUGAUAAGGCAGGUUUCACUAGACACUACUUUAUCCACACAGGAGAAAAGCCCUAUCAGUGCUCAGAGUGUGGCAAGGCUUUCAACCAGAGGUCAUACCUCACAUGGCACCAGCAGAUUCACACUGGAGUGAAACCUUUCCAAUGCAAUGAAUGUGGGAGAGGAUUUGGUGAGCGGUCAGCCCUCAUCCACCAUUAUGUCACCCAUACCGGGGAGAAGCCAUAUAUUUGCCUGGAAUGUGGGAAAGCCUUCCACCGUGGGUCAUACCUCAAGCAGCACCAGCGCAUCCACACUGGGGAGAAGCCAUAUGUAUGUGGUGAAUGUGGAAAGGCCUUUGUCCACCGCUCUACCUUCAUCUUGCACAAAAAAGCCCACACUGAAGAAACACCCUAUGAGUGCAAAGAAUGUGGGAAAACCUUCAGCGAUAGGGCAGACCUCAUCCGUCACUUCAGCAUCCACACAGGAGAGAAACCGUCAGAGUGCAUGGAGUGUGGGAAGCUUUUUAAUCACAAAUCAGGACUCACCAGGCACCAACGGAUUCAUAGUGGGGAGAAGCCCUACAAAUGCAUGGAGUGUGGUAAAACAUUUUUGCGGAGUGCACACCUCAUCCGCCAUUCCUUCAUCCACACGGGUGAGAAACCCUAUAGGUGCAGUGAAUGUGGAAAGGCCUUUACCUGCAGCUCCUCCCUCACACAGCAUCAAAGGAGGCACAUGAAGAAGAACCCUGGGAGUGUGGUAGAGGAGGUGAGACCUUUCACAAGUGUGCAAGCUUCUGUGAACAUAGAAGGACUCAUAUUAGGGAAGGACUUUCUCCCUGUAACCACUGAGGAACAGCACUGGUCAGGGGAAUCCCCUGCCACUGCUUCAGGUCAUUCAUACCAGAGAGAAACUCAGUUAGCACCAUCUCUAUGAAGAAAAUAAAUUUUUGGGGGGGAUUUGUUUGUUUUUGAUACAAGGU
This is a messenger RNA of Octodon degus (degu), 3116 nucleotides long. RefSeq names its product zinc finger protein 543-like. The transcript is spliced from 4 exons. Gene Ontology annotation, biological process: regulation of cytokine production; negative regulation of transcription by RNA polymerase II; regulation of immune system process. The coding region runs from base 1049 to 3070 and encodes 673 amino acids. The record is from RefSeq and is a predicted model, not a curated record. Lineage: Eukaryota; Metazoa; Chordata; Mammalia; Rodentia; Octodontidae.